CUUUCCAGUCUGGUGGCAAUGCACCAGAGCACCGCCCAGUCUAGAGGAUUAGGCACGACGACCUGCACACAGAAGGCCAAGGCAAGCUCAAAUCGUAAGAGAAGGCGUGUGGGGGAGCCCGGAAGAAGUACUAGUUUGGCUGCUCUCUGAGCCCUUAGCCUCUCCUCUCCGCAUCUCUACUCCUCUCAGCCUCCGAGCCCCGGGAGCUCACUGGUGAGGGCUCCUCACCACUCCUGCCUUUGUUAAGAUCUGCUUUCCGGAAAGGAGCUGGUAGAUGUUUUCACUAUAUUAAAACAUGUAAAACAUAUAUGACACGACUAGUGACAAGUAUUCUUUCUUCUUGAGGUAUGCUGCUCUAAUUAAAAAUGCGCCACCGUUCUUCGAGCGGGGAUGGGGCAGCAGUUCUUGGUGCUCAGCCCCAGGAACUGAGAGCAGGGGACGAGUCUUUGUAUCCUUUAGCAACUAAAGUCACAAAUAACAACAGUUUAAAGCUUAUUUUUGAAUUAAAUUUCGUUGUAACAAUCGUUCAGAGCCCAGUCUAAUUUAACAAAAGGAUUUGAGAAAGAAUAUAGCAAAGCAAAUUCACACAAACAGCGUUAAACUAAGAUCCAACGGUGGGAGCCCUGCAGUAAGGGUGGCUCCUGCCAGCGGGGGCAGAAACAGACCCUCCCGCCAGAACCCAGGCCAGACUGAGCUCCAGAGGUAAGGGCUGAAAGAAAUGAGUCCCAGCCCAAACAAACUGAUCGGCUGGCCUCUAAGAAGGCCCUAUCACCGGGUCCUUUCCAAUCCCUUUCUGGUGCCACUUCAUGCUGUGAUCGCAGAGCCAUCGAUGGAUGGAUUUGAUGACAAUCAGUCCUAUACUUUUUAGGAUCUCUGUGUUUUUCCCAGCUCCUGCUUUUUUACAAUAAGAUAUGUGAGUCAUACAUAGGGAACAGGAUGGGGACUAUCUUGCAUGUGGUGCGGGGAGAAGAAAUGCAGAUUCGUCAGUUUAAGAGAGAGAAAGUCAAGGGCCACGAGUAUUUCCGAGGUGGGUCAUCAGAGCAGAAACCACGCUCCCUCUCUCUGCGAAGGCCCAGGAGAGCUCUGCCAUAGGACUGUAGCUUGGCCAGGUGGAGAACGGGAGGCAGUGGCGGACGUGCACACCGGUCCAGGAACCUGGAGAGGGGAACGUAGUUCAGUUCUCCAGGGUUGGGUUUGGCAACUUCUGCUCUGGCAUCCGAGGAAGGAAGGAGUGCCCGUGCGCAGCGGAGAUGCCACCUUCCCCAAAGCUAUGGACAACGUGACGGUCCGGCAGGGGGAGAGCGCCACCCUCAGGUGUACCAUAGAUGACCGAGUCACCCGAGUGGCCUGGCUAAACCGCAGCACCAUCCUAUAUGCCGGGAAUGACAAGUGGUCCAUAGACCCUCGUGUGAUCAUCUUGGUCAACACACCAACCCAGUACAGCAUCAUGAUCCAGAACGUGGAUGUAUAUGAUGAGGGCCCAUACACCUGCUCUGUGCAGACGGACAACCACCCCAAAACUUCCCGGGUUCACCUCAUAGUUCAAGUUCCUCCCCAGAUCAUGAACAUCUCCUCAGAUAUCACGGUGAAUGAGGGAAGCAGCGUGACCCUGCUGUGUCUUGCUAUCGGCAGACCAGAGCCAACGGUGACAUGGAGACACCUGUCUGUCAAGGAGGGCCAGGGCUUUGUGAGUGAGGAUGAAUACCUGGAAAUCUCUGACAUCAAACGUGACCAGUCUGGGGAGUAUGAAUGCAGCGCCUUGAAUGAUGUCGCUGCACCUGACGUGCGGAAAGUAAAAAUCACUGUAAACUACCCUCCCUAUAUCUCAAAAGCGAGGAACACCGGUGUCUCAGUUGGUCAGAAAGGCAUCUUGAGCUGCGAAGCCUCUGCAGUGCCUGCGGCUGAAUUCCAAUGGUUCAAGGAGGACACCAGAAAAGGAUUAUGGGAACUAUACUUGUGUGGCCACAAACAAGCUGGGGAACACCAAUGCCAGCAUCACACUGUAUGGGCCUGGAGCAGUCAUUGAUGGUGUAAACUCGGCCUCUAGAGCGCUGGCUUGUCUCUGGCUAUCAGGGACCCUCUUUGCCCACUUCUUCAUCAAGUUUUGAUAAGAAACCAUAGGUCCUCUGAGCAACGCCUGCUUCUCCAUAUCACAGACUUUAAUCUACACUGCGGAGGGCAAACCAGUUUGGGCUUCUUUUUGUUUGUUUGUUUCUGUUCUUCUUCUUGAUUUUUUAAAUUUUUAGGUGUUUUGAUUUGUUUAUUUGAUUUGUUUUUUCCAGUUUGAAUGAGUGGGGUGGGGGGGAGGGGUGGGCAGGGUUCUACCAUGUGUAGGAUGAUCAUUCAUUGGUGUGUCCAAAAUAGAAUCUGCUCCUGCUGCCUUGGCCCUUCCUUUUCCUCUGCUUCUCUCCCCAUCAUCAUCACCAACAACCUCUCCUCCCACUAUGUUCCAAACCAUAAGCUCCAUUUGGGAAAAAAAAUGUGCCUCAUGAUAAACACUCUAAAGACACAACUUCACUUACAAUGUAGUGCACAGCAAGAGUUAUAUCCAAGUGUCCUAUUAUCCGUGUCUUUUAAGGUAUGGACCAUUUUCCUGAUUAUAAUGUACAUAUCCCUCCCUCCAAGUUUAUUAUUAUCUAAUUACAUUAGGGGUCACAUCCCCUCUUUCUGAGAACUUAUCUCAAUAUAUCCAUAUCCAUAUAUAUACAUACAUAUAAUCUUGCCAUCUUCUGUAACCGCUCUGCCCUAUGCACUUUCUCCACCAGCUACAGGGAUUAGGAGUUUGGGGCUAUGCACACAAACUAAAACUAAAAAUUGAGAAGUCAAGGGACAAAAAAAAGGGGGAAGCAUUUGGAGGAUGGUACUUCUCUUUAAAAAAUGCUGUCUAACACAUAAAAAAUGAUGCAUAGAUGGCUGAUUAUUUACGUUUUAUCAAGCUAUCAAAGUAAUCAUAUGGUUAUCCAUCUACUCAGUUGUCUGAUUUACCUCUCCAUCCAAUUAUCUACCCACCAGUCUUCCUCUCUAGCAAUCUAUUUACUCUAUUUAUCAAUCUAUCACUGUAAUUAUCUAAUACUUUUUUCUGUUUCUUUCCCCACUACUCACUAUCAAUUCAUCACCAUAUUAAUUUCUAAUCAUACUGUAUCUAUUCCACUGUAUUCAUUUCUCCUCUACCUUCAGCAGACAUUGCCAUCUUCAAAAUUACCUAUCAACGUCUCAUGUGAAAGCCAAUGAUCUCACAGGCUAACAACAUAGAAAAGCAAUAUGUCGUGGACUCUUUGGAAUGUGGUGUUCUAUCCACCCAAAGUAGAUGCUGUUAACUGAUGGACCAAAGUAGCAAUCUAAAGGUCAGUCACUCACUAUUCCCGGAAGAGACUGUUUCCAAAAACAUCUUCUUGGGAAGCAGAUCAGCCCUGAAAAAGCCUUGAGCAGUACUGUGUUUCCUUCUUUCACACUCAAAGGGCCAACGUGUCAACCUUCAUGCUUUUCUCAGCCUUUCAAGAAAGUGCAUGUCAGGAACCUAUGAGAUUUACUCCAUGGCUGACUUUUCUUAACAAGAAGAAUGUAAGGAAAAAACCACACAUCUCUCUCUGCAAUGCGAAGGGAGUAAUCCACUUGUCCGAGUGCAAUGAUUUCAGCUAUUGUCUCCUCUCUGCUCCAGUUUUGGUUUAACCUGUUUGAAAAAUAUCCAGUACAAAGCUGAUGGAAGCCAAUUACAUGGCGGGUGUGUUGACAACUCUGGUAUUUGUUUCAGGAAGCUCUUCUGAGCUGAGGGUACUUGAGCAACUGACUUAAUUUCCAAGCACUUGAUUAAUACAACACUGAAAACAGAAGGGGGAAUGUGUGAGUGACACACAGUUUCCUCUGAUACAGGCUGCUUUUCCAGGGGCUUUGGGGCUUUGUCCUCAGCUCUCCAUGUUCAGAACAGAUCCAGCAUACAAACAAGAGCUGACCUGACCUUUCUGCAUCAUCUUCUGGGACAAGAAGGACUCAGCCUGCAAGGGUGCCUGUGAUCCAAAAGAACGACAUUGAAAACCACGCAGGUAGUGCCUCUCUCUGCCUCUGCUGCAGGGACUGAUGGACUGAGAGGAUGAGAAAGAAGCAUCAGCAAUGACUCUCUCACAGACCUGCCCGCCUCAGCUGGAAAACCCUUUCAGGUCCACAGUCUAAAAAAUAAUAAAUAUGAGCUCUAUAGAGUUCCAUUCUCUAGCACUUAAUUGAUCUUCUUCCUCCCAUACAAGUGGCCUCUUUGUUUUUGUCCAUUAUGACACAUGAACGUGACAUACACAGUGAAAUAUAUGCAUAGAUAUAUAUACAUAGAUAUAUGAAUAUAUGUGUACACAUACAAACAUAGACUGUCUUGGCAAACAAAAGGCUAGGCGCUUUCAUAAGAGUUAGAGCUGGUGUGAGUGAAAUUAAUAUUACAUUUGCCAGCUGUAAACAGACAUCUGCAUCUCCUAGUGAGCUGCCAGGAGCCAGAUUCUGGAAACAUAAAUGAUGGGCCAAAAGCGGCAUAUCGAUUCCAAGUUCCACCAACAGACACAAAGUCAAAAUUAAAGGUUGGAUGGCAAUGUUUCAGAACCGUCACCACAUUCAGCACGUGGAGUCGGGUUGGUGUCAGAAAUUGUAUGAGAAUUAAAUGUGUCAUUUGAGUCUUCUACUGAUAAUAAAUUUGUUACUUUGUAGUAAAAUAAAUGUAGAGGCUAUGGGGAGUGGAUGGUCUUAAAGAACACAGUGCUUGAAAUGGACAAGCUGUACAUGUUCUUCACUCCAAGACUGUUCUAGAGGAAGAAACCCAUCCUCCUUUGGCCAGGAAGAUCUCCAGCACCUUUCCAACACAAUGAGGCUGGGUCUCAGUCACUAGGGCACUCUGUGCUGCCCUCCUCCACUGGAUACCAGGAAGCACCUCUGGUGGUUACUUAUUCCAGCCACGUUUCAGAGGAACACAAUCCUACAGUCAAUCCUCAUCUGUCUGGGAUAAAGGAAACCAAGUAAAUAAGACCCAAGGACUGGGCACUGGGAAAGAACAUGACUCUUGUUCACGACAGACAUGCUCCAGCUGCUGUGUUGUUUGGGUUACGUGCUUGGGGGUGGCUCCAUAUGACAGUAGCUACUACUCAACAUUUUGAAGUAUAUAGAACAGUAAAUAGUGACUAAAGACAAUAUCCAGACUCACAAAUGCUCUUUCAACUUUACAUAAGGAGGGUGGAUACAUAAGGCCGGCUGGAAAGAUUUUUUUCAAGGUGCCAAUGGUUUGGUGGGGGCAGGGGUAAAUUAUGGAAAAAUAAACAAUCUCUGAGUAACCUAUAGCUCUUGACGGGUUUUCCACAUGAGAAGGAAACCAAACAAGGCUUAUCAAGAGAUUAGGCGACAGGAAUUUAGCAACUUAGUUACUCUGAAACCCUUCCCCUUCCCAAAACAAAGUCCAUAUGUACUUCCACCAAAGUAAUGCCAAUGAAAGUGCUAGUGUUAAGGCCCUUGCCAAGCUCGUUUUUCAGUAGUUUAAUGUCAAGUGCCUGAUACAGUCAUUUACAAGUCUAAGCAAGUGCGUUUAGUUUUUCUCAUUCUUCUUUUAACUGGGGGAGGGAGGGCAUAUAGGGGAGUGGUGGUCAAAACAUGCACGUAUUUUAUUCCCAGAGCAUUGUGCAUGGUUAUUCUGCUGUAACUGUUACCAACUGAACAAAAGAAAAGGUAAGGCUUUGUAUGUAAGAGAGGCUUGGACGUCUUUCCCCUGAAACUCAUGCUUCAUAUUAGAUGAUACAUUUCACAGGCGGAGUGGUUAUUCUAGAGGGAAGUGUGCUCUGGGACUCCAGAAACUCCACAAACAAGGAUGAGUUUAAGGAUAUGUUUCUGCAUCAGUCCAGUCAACUUGCUCUCAACAUGCAGGAGUCAGCAAGUUCUACCUACUCUGGAAGAACUCUCACGUGAAAAGAGUAGAGAACCUCAAAGCGGGCAGUUGAUCCCAAAGAGAAUUUAUCGUGGAAAUUGCGUUUAGGAGUGGCUGUAAACUGAUUGCUCUAGUUUUGGUUGAUUCUUCCAGUGCCAUUGGGAAUGUCUUCUCCUUUGUCGUUGUGCAUGGAUAUCAUCAGCCCCUUUAGCAGAAGGGGGCGAGAAUGUCUGGAGAUGAGGUGAGAUAUGGGCUCAGGGUCGUCUUUCCCAGUGUUACCCUGAGUCCUCACCAGAGAAAAACUGGCUUUGCAAUACAUGGAACAAGUUCUCUCCAAAAUCCCCCCACCAAAAAAAAACCCCAAUUUCUUUUCUUUUUUAAAAAAAGUGAAGUUCAAUCUGUUUGGAAUUAGGGGAAGCAGCAUACAAUUUUUCUUCUUGGCAAAAUUCAUUUUUUCUCUUUUUCUCAAACAAUGAGAAUCUUUUGUUUUCAUUUUGCAUAAGCCCUAUUCCUGAAAACUUUACCCAGCCGCCUCCCUUCCUAUUAUCCAAAGCUUCCCUGUCUUCUUAUUUAAAGACAAAUAAGUUAGAGCAGCUGCAGCACAACUUCACAGGUGUGCAACUAGAAGGCAACGUUUUCUAAAAGUGACCAGAAGAUGAGAACACCUAAUGAUCACUAAAAGCAAACAAAUAAAAUGCCAAUCUCAUUUCCCUCUUUUCUUGCUUAAGAGAAGAGAAGUAAAUGGAAGGAGGAAGAAAUAGAUAUGCAAUUAAAAGAUGUGGCAAAAAGAUAGAGCUGAACCAGUGCAAUUUAGCUGUCAGGUGCAGAGUACUCAGAGUCCAAAGGAACGUGGAGUGGACUUAAUUAGACACAAUUGUCUUCAUCCUGAAAGUAGUCAGCUAAGCCUAAUUUCCAGUGUUUUGAAAGAGAUUCCUUUUUGUUUCUUUCAAAGGCACACAGUUCUUCCAGUUGUUCCAUGCCACUGAAUGCAGAAAGAAAGAUUGUGAACCCUCUACUCUCCUUUUGGGGCCACAUUCUACACUACUGGCAGAGUUAUAAGAAUAUCAAUAAUAGAAUGAUAAGUAAUAAUAGCUGCCCUUGUGUUAGUUAAAGGGAGCAUUUUUAAUCAUUCAGAAAUUUUUGUGACAUGUAAAGUGCAGUUGUGAGGAAUGUGUGGGUAUACGAAAAUGUAUCUGUCAAGUUCAGAGUCUUCUAGAUUUAAAAAAAAAUAUAUGACUUAUCAAUGGUGCCGUUAUAGCUGUGUCAGACAAUGGGUGUGCCCAUUCUCACAAUUAUCCUUAAAAUAAAUCUAUGUUCAAAUGCUUUAAAAAUUUAUCACAUGAUACAAGAGUAUAACUUUGUCAACCUUCUAGAGUUAUUUUUUCUUUUAUUUUCUUUCUUAUUUUUUCCUUUAAAAAUCAAUGAAGACUUGAUUUCUGUCUAUAAUUGUAUUAAGGGUGAAUAUACUACCUGAAUUUUGUGCAUGUUACAUUGUAGUUGUAACCUUUUCUAAUUCAGGAUGAAUACGAGAUGGUUGUGAUUGUGCAGUGUAUCAAUAAAGUUCAAAGAAAUUUGUAACUUUUGGGGGGCUGUUUAUUAGGACAUCCCAUGAGUAUGCAGGAAUGGAGAAAAGUGAAGGAGGCUAUGCUUCUCCCAUGUGUGUGUUUUAGGCUUUGGGGAGUAGAUGCAAUCAGAAAACUGAGUAGCCUAUUUCUCUCUCUCUCUCCCUCUCUCUCUCACACACACAUGUACAUACACACUAUAUGAAGGUAGAAGGCAGUCUAAGCAUUUUCCAUUUUACACAAGUAUAUCAAAUAUCUAUGCCAUUUAUAAAUAGUGUAAAGUGCAGUUGCAACUUCAAAGUCUAAAUUAUUUAUUGACCUAGGCUAAAAUGAAUUUGGAAGGGAAGUUUCAGAAAAAUAAGGAGCAGAUACUGCUCAUUUUGAGCACUCUACUCCUGAACAGUUCCUGUGGUUUGAUUCCAGUGAAUUAAGCACCACUUUGACAAGAGUAAGUAUGAGAAGAUAUGGUGCCUAUGAUGUACAUACAUACUUAAAAGCAUAGGGAUUAAUUGUCUCAAUCUUAGAUUUUAAUGUAGUAUACAUAUGAAUAAUAACAUGAGAAAGAGACCUGGAAAAGAAGUUCCAUUGACCUGAUUGCCUUUUCUAAAAUGCCUUUCUCUUUCAAUCAAACUCUAACUCCUCUACUUUCAUCACACAUUCUCUUCUGAAGGAAUGGACAUUACCCUCUUUCUUACAACUCAGCUUCUCAUCAAGCAUUUAUACAUCAAUUAGUGCUUCCUAGUUCUGCCUUUAACUGGAUAGGUGAUAUUGGACUAGGCACUUGAACUUGCUAGUCUUUGUUUCCUCAUCUGUACCAUUUGUGAAUUUAUACCCCUCAUAUUCUAGUUCAAAAUUCUCUGGACGGUUUUGAUUUCUCUUUCAACUAUUAGGUUUUUCAUGACUUACCCUGAAUAAAGCUUUGGGCCAGUGGCUAAUUAUGGUUUGGGAAUUUGCAGAAAGUGGGUUAAGAUUUUUCAGUUAAUUUGAGAGCAUGGCUAGCUUCUCCGGCCAAAGACCCUGAGUUGGACUUGGGAAGUUUGUUUCUUGUUGGCUUCCUAGGAAGACAAGGGCUAAUUCUCGACCUUUUAUGACUUAGUCUCCCCCACAGGGGAUGGAACACAGAUGACUUGAUAGACUAGAUCAUGUUCCUUGUAGAUUAAAAUACCAGGGAAAUGGUAGGUACCAAUGAUUGAGAGUUUCCAAUUUCCUCAGACUGUUAGUAAAAUCAUGACUUGUUGAUGAAAGGAAUUUCCAGUUCCUCUAACCAUCUUAAUACCUUUAGAGCUCUCUUUUCCCCUCUUUUUACUUCUUCCUUUUAAUAUUCUCUUCUCAUCCACACCUGAUCUUUUCCUGUUCCUGUCCAUACCACAUCAUUUACUCAUCUAUCUACUUUCCUGCUGGCAUAGACAUUUAUCAGUCUUUCACUUCGUCUAGCCACUCAGCUCCAUCAAUCAUCAAUGUAUCCAUUUAUUCCUCCAUCAGCUAACCACUCACCUAUUCAUUCACAUAUUAUUUCCCCAUUUAUCUGACCCAUGUUCCAUCUAUACACUCACACACCUCCCUAAUAUGACCAUUCCCUAUCUAUUUAUUUAAACCAUCUAUCCAUCCCUCACUUGUCAAUCCAUCCACCAAGCAUCCUCCAGCUAGCCUUUUGCACACAUACUUAUUUACCAACCCACUUCAAGGUAAUGAAAAUCUUUGCUGUUAUCUCUCCAUUCUGCAAGAGAGGAUUUAUCUAGUUAUUCUUAUGUAUAGCAGCUAAACAAUUGAUGCAUUUUUGUUCUCCUCACCCAAAAUACACCCUAUUAAAAACAUAUACAUAGAGAAGUGCUUCAGGAAAUAUAUUAAGGGCAUAUUUGUUCCUAGUAUGAUGUAUUACAAUAAGAAGAAGAUGGGGAACUGGGAGUGGAGUGGAAAUACCCAGAUAAGCAGAUGCCCAUGUUUAACUUUCUAACACUGGGAACGCAGUCAUGCAAUGAACAUAACAAAUGACUGAAGGAACAGAUAGGAGAGACCUCAACUGGCAACUGCUCUUUCUUUUCUGUUUGAUUUUCUCUUGAAUAGAUUAUUUAUUUUGAUGAAAACUAGGGGAUGAGACUAAUUGGUACCAAAUCCUAUGAUCAGUUUUGAAAUCCAAAACCCUCAGGCUACAAACGAUACUACCUUCCUUUAACAUGUUCAUUUGCUCAUUAGGAAAUCUUUUUUUCUUUAAUUUUUUCCAUUUAUUCAUUUAUUCAUGCAUUACAUUUAGUGAGGAACUCCCCUUAAGGAGCUCACAUCCAAGUUGUGAAAACAGCUGUAUAAAAAGAAAAAUUACAGCAUAAUAUUGCAAAUGUUAUGAUAGAGAUAUGCGAAAGUGACUGCAGAGGGAGCAAUAUUGGGAGAUGAUUAGGAAGCUUCUUUGUCCCCCCCAAGGAUGAAAAGCUGGGAUGUAGAGCUAAUAUAGACAGUGGACAUGGUGAACAGACAUUACUGCAAAAAUAAAUGGGGUACUGGGACCAUGGCACCUUUCAGUUUUCAGAUAUUCAUUGAAGAAUGAAUAAAUAUCUGUUGGAUGAAUAAGUACCAUUCAUUCCACUUUCCAAGGAGUUAAAACUAUAAAUGUUUUAUAGGGGUUAAAGGAGUUAAAACUAUAAAUGUCCAAAGGGUCACACUAUGCAAUUGGUGGCAAAGCUGACACAAGAUCUUCCGGAGAGGGAGAUGUACCAUCUAGAAUGUCAAAUCUGGUUAGAAUAUAAAGUUUCAUUCCCACGUGGGAUUAUAGAGCAUAUUAUCUUUCGCUGGAUCUCAAAGCUCCAAGAGUCUUUCUGAUGGGGUAUGUCAUCCAAUGAGGGAAAGAGAAAACAAUGAGUGGGAGCUUGGGCAUAUCAGAGACUGAAGGUGAGAGGCAGAGAUUAAGUGUGGACUUGCUGAAGAGAACCCAAGUUUCUCCAGAUAAGAGUGGCCUAAAACUCUGGAAUUUAGGAUGAACUACUUGGCUUAUUUGCAUUUAAGUGCUUCCCAACAGCAUCUCUUACUUCAAAAAUAAGAAUAUUUACAGUUUUUAUCUCUCCGUUAUUUGCUAUGUCCUGUAAGACAUAUUUCCUUUUAUUUAAAGUCCUCCAACCUAGUAUUUUCUCCUCAGAGACAAAGUGUGAUGUGUGUGUGAUACAGGGGGAAAUUGUUUUUAAAUUCUGGCCUCACAAGUUGCAAGUUACCUUGGACCAAUUUCUUCCGUCUCUGAACUUCCAUCUCGUCUUUGUUAAUACAGUGGUAAUAAUAAAUGCCUCAGGAGACUGCCUGUGGGAGUUGUUAGGGUGACUGGGGGGUGGGGUUAUUGAACGUAAUAUGUGGUACAUGUUAGUUGCAAAAUAAACAUUAGUUUUGUUCUCCUUCUUCCCUCAGCCUUCCCUCAGUGUCCUUCCUUUCCUGAGCUUCUGUAUGAUACAAUCUCAAUUGUGUUUGCUUCUUUCAAAAAAGGAAAAAUUGCAUAUAUUUUUUAUUGAAGUUUAAAAAGGGGAAACCAAUCUCUGACUGUUAGAUUAUUCAAGGAUGCAAGCUUGGAAAGUGGGAAGAUAUUGAGAAGAAAUUCAAAGAAAUAUUGAAAAAAUAAAGAAAAUAGAACCUAAUUUUCAAUCUAAUAAACUUUUAUUAGAUAGCUAAUAUAUGACAAGUGCUGAGGAUAUGAACCUGAGUGUCUACCUUCAAGAAAAUCCUAGUCCGGGGAGGAUUGAAAAUUCCAGCAUAACAUGGUAGUGUUUAAGGGUCAGAGGAGCCCGGUAGAGGGCACCUAACCAGAGAGCAGGGCUCAAGACACACUUUCCGAAGAUGAGAUGUGAGCUGAGUCUUGAAGAAGAAGAAACCAGCUAGGAAAAGAGAGGGAAGGGAGCAAGUGAGUAAGGGAGACGCUCGUCCUUGAUGAAUCCAUACAGGCACGAGAAGCAUAGCAAGGCCAAGGAACUACAAGUGCAGAUUAUCCCAAGAGGGGUGAGGGCGGGGGCGGCAUGGCAGGAGACAAGGCGGAAGGGGUAGGCAAGGGCAAGAUCCUUAAAAACUUUACAAGAAAUGCUGAGAUAUUGGGAUUUGUCCUAAAAGAGGUAGGGGAGACAUGGAAGCAUGUAAUCAGUAGAGUGGCUAGAUUGGGUUUGCAGUGUAGAAAGAUCACCAUGGCAGGAGGGCAGAUUAGUGGGCGUUGGUCAAACUGGUAAGGGAGAAUCACGUUGGGACAAUUGAAAUAAUUCAGGUGAGAAAUGAUGAAGUGUAAUAAGAAGUAGCAGGAAAAUUGGGAUGAUUUUUAGAAGGUAGAUCAAAUGGGAAGGGCUGGAUGUAUGGAGUCAUAGACAAUGUGAAAUAUGGGGAAUAUUCCAGGUUUUCAAUUUAGCCAGCUGGGUGGAAGAUGGUACCAUUCUAUGAUUUUGACAACUUAGGAGGAUGAUGAGGUUCCAUACAGUUUUUGAAAUAUCCAGUUUCAAGCAUCCUUAGAACGUCCAGGUGGAGAAGUUUAAGCACCAUCAGCAUUUCCUGAGUCAUCUAAUCAUAUCCAUCAUCAUCUACAAGGGAUGCAUGAUUUCCUUCCUCUGCCUCUCACUUUACUUCCAUAGGAACUCUAGCUCUUUGGAUCAUCUGCAAUUCAUUUCUCAUCCUCCAUUUCCUCUGUAUUUUGAUUUUGUCUUAGAAAGGUACUGUUUUUAUUGCUGCUUCUGAUGGAAGGGUAGAGAGCAGAUCUCUGAUUAGUCAGGAAGUAAUGGAAGAUUUAAAUGGGGAAUGGGGAAACUGCACAGCUGUCCCACCACCCAGGUGAGAUUUAGCCAUUCUUAGGUCCAAUACAAAGCGCCAAACCAUAAUUCACCCAGUGAUGAGGGAAUAGCCAGGCACUGAGAGUGUUUAAAAGUGUUUUAUUACAACUCAUCUGUUUUGUUACAGUGAGGCAAGUCCUUUGAUGCUCACUUGCUUGUGAACAAAUUUCAGAAAGUUUCUUAAGAUUCCAAACCUCAUCAGAGAGUGACCUCUGACUAAGAGGAAUACAUUCCAUUUGAAUGACUCAAGAAUAUAGAUAGACUUCUCGCUCUGUUCAGAUUUCUCACAAUGAUCCCAGAGGGGCCCUCCUAAAACGAGGAGAGGCUGAAUCUCAGUGGGAAGCCAUGGUAUCUUGCUGCAUCUCAUGACAAGAUGAUUGUCCAGGUGGCUCUCUCAGUGUGUCAGCACAGAGCCGUGGGAGUCUGAGCCCGUGGGUGUGUGUGUACUUCUGUGAGGUGAGGCAACAGGAUCUGCAAGUGGGAGAGAACUAAGGUGAAGUCCUGAUUCUGCCAUUUACUAGGUGUGUGCCUGUGAGCUUACAGCAUAAUGUCUUACAGCCUCAGUUUACUCAUCUGCAAAUAGUCUCAGUAACUAUGCCAUGACACUGCCGUGAGGUGCAUACAAAAAGAUGUAAUGGAAAAGUACCUGGCAAGCUCCUGGCCUAUAGAUGAUUGGCACAGAGAGGUAGCCGAUAAAUGAAUUUGUUUUCUUGACCCUUUGCUCUGUCUUCUCCUUCUUCCAAACCACCCCCACACCAACCACACAUGAUGGUCUAGAAUAGUGUGAGGGACGGCUCUGCUUAAAUGUUAUAUUUUCAGAUUUGUUGUUAGGAUCACAUGAAAUGAAAUGUGCAGAGUGCCUAGAAAAGUGCCCACCUCCUAAGUGUUAAAUAAUACGCACUUCCUCUUCCCUUUUCCCUAGGGCUCCAUCCGGUCACUGGAGUACAGAUAAGCAAACCAACGCUGGAUGCAUAGAGGAUGUGCCCAGACCCUGCAGCGUGUGUAGGUGCUGUCUGGGCUGGCUGUGCUCGCGGAUUAAGGCAGACUGGGCUCUACCCAUGGAGCCUGUUUCUUUUGCUCUUGGUCUUGUUCCCUGCAUGGUGGAUUUGCAAGGACGGUUGCUCUGGUUACAAGACCAAAUCACUUCAGUUUCUGUCUCUUCGUCAGUAAAGGUCUCAGGGGAAUUAGCUUAUUAGAGAAAUAGUAGCUGCAUGCUUGAGCUGGCUAGGACAGUAAAGGGACUCAUCAGAGGUCCUCAGUUACAAAGGCACCGGUUCUUCUCUUGAUGAAGCCAGGGUCUCAGUCUCAGUGCUGCAGCAGGCAGCGUGGACAACCCAUUUGUGAUUUCUCCGUCUCCUAUUUUCCACCUUGUGUGAUGGUGACUCCAGUGCCUGAGUCAGUCUGCUUGUUUGAAUGAGUCCUCUUUGAUGUCGAUUCCUUGUUGAGUUCCUCACAGAAUCCUCUAUUGUCCCUGCCUUGCUCUCUCCUGUACUGAUCUCUGUUCCGUGGGCAGUUCCAGCACUCUUCAACGUGCCCCUCUCUCUCCUCUUAAUUCUCGAGAACCUUAAGAAACUUGAAACUGCUGAGGAGGAGAGUAAGACAAGAAGUGGAAGGUGCCAUGGGAGUGAAGAAUGCUGUCUUGUGAAUAUGCUUUUUGUCUUAGCACAGUGAAGCCCACAGGUGAAUGUUAUAUUUUUGCAGACCCAUUCCUUGCACACUGUGUUAUGACAAUAGCAGUGUGUGUACAGGGAGAGAAGGCAGGCACAAGGGAGAUCAGAGAGAGGGCCAAAAGCUGCUAACACUUAUGUGUUUAUUGAAAUCACACAUGGAGCUAGGAGCUUUCACAUGUACUAAUUCAUAUAAUAUUCAGAACACCCUCAGGAAUGGUGUGUUACCCUCAUUGAGACUCAGAGGCACGCUGCUAGAGACGAGCAGUGUUGGGAAGCCACCACAGGUCUGUCUGAGUCCGCACUGCAUGCUCUUUCCAGUUCAGCCAAAUUGCCCUCUGUUCCCAGGGUUGGCCCCAUGUUGCAAAACAUAUUGGGUUCUAUUUACUGAACACAGGAGCAGGUCACUUAAGUCUCUUGUAAGUCUGCUUUCUUUGUGAGCUUUCAGAAAAGAAGGCAGGGGCUUCCAUCUCUUGGGCAAAAAUGGCACCAUGUCCCAAGACCUUCUCUUGGCUCCAAGGGUCAAGUCUAGGAAAUGCCUGUGCUCUUCAGCACUGACACUUUUAACUUUCCUAUUGAGGAAAAAGCCCCCGAUAGUGUUGCCCUGUGGGUGUCUGACCCUAAAUUGUGCACCAGUCUGUGAACUUCAGAGAAGCAAUAUGUAGGAGGGAAUCGUCAACCCUACAAAGAACUGAGGAGAGAGAAGAAUUUAAUUCCAGGCUUCAAGCACACAAGAGAGCAUCAUAUGAGUAAAAGGGAAUAGCUUUGCUUUGUUUUCUUGUUUGCAUAAAACAAGAGAUAUCAAGAAAAAUCACGGCUUAAGAAGAUAGAUUAUGGACUGUGAAAUACAGACUAUAUUCAAUCAAACAUCACUCCAUUCAGGCAAAUGGGAACCAUUGACCUUAAAUGUAUAUGUCUAUGCAAAAAUCUCUCCUUUUCUCCAUCUACUCAUCUGCCUAUCAUCUAUCCUCUGUAGGAUACCCUAUAGGGUACCCCCCUCCACCAUGCCUAACUCAAUGACAGCAUGUCGUUUGUGCUUCCUGUUUCGCAAACACCUGCAACGGUGCCUGGUACAUGGUAAAGUUCAGUAUCUAUUGAAAGAAUGAAUCUAUGGCUUUGAGCUUAGGCAUGAUGCGAGCAAAAUUUUCAUUUGAGCAGAGGCCUUGUAGACAUACACUGGACAGAGUGAAAGGGAGAAAGUCAUCACAAGGAGGGCAGGAAACGGGGGAGGAAGAGAGCUCUGCGUGAGCCGUGUCUGUGAUCCUGAGUGUCUGCUGUGGGAGGUGGUCAUGGGUUGGAAAGGAUGAGGUAGAUAUGAGAGAUACUGAGGAGGGAGAAUCCAGGUGUGUGCCUACUUCCUUUGCCUGAAAGCAAGCAGGCCUGAGUAGAACAGGUAGUCUACUGUAAUCACGUUUUUUUUGCUUGUUUGUUUGUUUCUCUUCGGUAGUAAUACUAAUCUCAUAGUUUCAUAAGUCUUCAUGUUUUAAGAAGCUUAAGCUUCACCAUGCAUAUUUUUCAGACAAAGCGUCUACAACGCAGAGGCCAAUGACUUGUCCUAGGUCUCACAGCUAGUCAGCACCCGGGGGAGAACUGGUGUCCAGGUAUCCUGGCUGCUAGUCCUUUGCUUUCCUGAUCCUGAUCUGCUUCUGCUUCUGCUCUCACUCUAGAACCAGUGUCUUUGCACCCUACCUCCUGCUCUGAGGAAGUCAAACUUCCAUUUUCUCACCAUAUUUGUCCCCGAAAGGGCAACGUAUGCCCCACCCUCAUUUCCAUCCUGCUUACAUUGCACCUUCGUAUCUUAAUUAAAGGACGGAGAACUCAGCAGGAGUAAAACAUUACACUGACCUCACUUCCCAUCAACUAUCUUGAAUAAAGACUGAAAAGGGUAAUGCGAUGAACAGGUGGAUUAGAUCUAGGCCUUUGGACAGUGGAUUCCCAACGUCCCUGGCCCCCUUUAUAAGAGCGUCUACUAUGUACCAGCACUGUACUGAGUCCAAAAGUGUCUAGUGGUAUUAAAUAUGCUCCCUGCCUCUGGGAGCAUAGGGUAGACUUAAGAGGACAACACACACACACACAAAUUCAUAUAAUUAAAAUGCUAAAUGGUGACAUGCAUUCCUUAGAGGUCACCUCCCACUGGGAGAAACUUUGGAGGCUGAUUAAAUCACCGAGAUUACUUUAGAUGCACAAAUGCAUCCCUUUCCUAUACACGUGCUUUCCCCACUCUGGUCAAGUUCAGAGCAAGCUACCUUAGGGAGUAAAGCUGAGAAAGAGGCCGUAUCUCCCUCCCUCCUCCACCCAGCCCAACCAUAGGCACCCAGGGGUCUAUUGUUUUCUCCUGAUAAACAAUAAACACCACAGAAGAGAGAGAGGCCCAGAUACUGGGGUGGCUGGGCACUCAGCUGCCUCUGUCGUCAACGCCACAUCAGUAAACAGCACCAUAGCAAUCAAUUUGGCUUUUUUGAUGAAGACGAAAGCAUAGAGGAAAACCAUUAGAAGAGGUAAUAAAGGCCCUUCUUGUACAGUUAAUAGAGAGCCUCCUGGAUGGAACAAGCCCAGCUGUUGCUGCUGAAAAUUUGCUUCUGUUUCCAAGUUCAAAUAGAGACUAAAACAUUGUCUUCGCGGGAAUUGAUUUUACGUCUUCCAAACACAUAUGCCACCUUAAUUGUGAUUUGUGUGAUAGUUCAGCUGCUGAAAGCUUUCGUUUAUCUCUACCUGGUUAAACAACUUUAAAUAAUAACAAGUCAAUAUAUCUGUCUAUUGACCAGGGUUCUUCUUGCAUCUUCCCAGCUUACCGUUGAGGAAGAGAAAGGGGUUUAACCCUUCAGUGCCCCUGUCCCUGUCCCACAGCCAUUUCCUUAGUCUUGAAUUUAAUGGGGACAUAUAAUCUUUUAAAAAGUAAAGUGAAUAGAAAUAUGCAGGUCCUUGUCUGAUGUGUUUUCUCCUGUAGAGGCUGUUUUUGUUUUGUUUCAUUUUAGCCUCAAUACAUUCUUCGAGGGAAAAAGUCUGAUUUUUGUCAAAUUCUUCUGCACUAAAUUUCCUCAUUCCUUUAGUUACAGAAACUUUGCUUUUGGAUUGAGCUUGAGAAAAGGAUAUUAAAGAUGACUGCUUGUUUUGGAAAAGCCACAUAAACAAAAAGCGUGUGAGCUCCCAUGUGUUUCUUAAGACGUACUUUGUUCAUAGUGCUUAAUGUUAUAUAAAGCGGGGUGGGCAGGGCAAAGGGGAUUAUUUUAUUCUCAUGAACUUAAGGCUAGAGUUCUUUGAAGAGUGAAGAUUUCUGUGGUAAUGGUGGAGAUGGGGAGAAGUUUAGGCUUGUUCGUUUGUUUUUUGAUAACCCAAAUCAUUGUCAGCCAAUAGGAAGCCAAGGAUGGAGCAGGCCUCCAGAGCUCAUCCGGCAGUGCCCUGUCCUUGAAGACCUGCCCGUGAGGCAGAAUGUACCUAGCCAGCAAGUGGCCAUCCUCCUCGGCAAGAGCCAUCAGACUCUCUUCUGACCAGUGGGGUGUGCUCCUUCUGUGAACUUUCUCUUGGUGUCAAGGGUUGGUAAUGCAGACAUGAGUUGAGCUCUGUCUCUCCCUGGGCUGCCCCAACAUUUAACCAGAUGGCAAGGAGAGGGACUGCCUGAAUCCCCAGCUUUCAGUGAACCAGUUACCCCACCCUGACUCCUUCACCCAGUGUUGGCUUGGCUUCUGUAACAGAGCCAAACACGACAGGCUGCCAAGAGGAUUCAUGUGCAUGUGGGCUGCUGGGUAAAACUGCCUGGUGUCAGCAGAGUGCGAGGGCAUGGAGAGGGCCAGCACGUGGUUAUGCUGCUGGGAGAAAGGAAGGUAGACCACACAAAACCCUCCAUCCUUGCCUAGGCUGCCAUGGGGAUGGAGGCAGAGGGAGCUGCUUGUGUCAUGAGUUCAGGAUUCAUUCACAUGUUAAGGAGUUUUUUCAAAUUUUCACAAACUCUCUUUUAGAGCUUUGUUUUCCAGUUGCUAUAAGCCCAGUCCAGACCUCCAUUUACAACGCCUUUCUCCAUGUUGUGUGCUCACUUUCUUUCUCCCUCCCACUUCUCCCAGAAGGCCCUGUAGACAGAGAAUAAACAACAAUAUUAAUAAUAAUAAUAAUUCUUACAAAAGAUUGCUUAUAAACAGUGAGCUGUGAAGAUGGGAAGAUGUCAUUAACUGCUAAUUAAGAAAACACUUCUGUUGGGUUUGUGUUCACCUGAUAAAGAACCUUUCUUGACUCCUGUUUGUUCUCCCUUUGUUUUCCUCCAGGGCAUGGACUAUGUAUUAAUUAUCCACUUAUCUGCAGCUGUGAAUGACUGACUGACUGAAUGAAUGAAUCUAUUUAUUAAUUUUUUUAUUCCAUGGCCUGCUUCACUGGGUGUAUAAACUUCCUCCUUCAAUGUUGAUAUUGAAGUGACAUCUGUAGCAAGAGUUUCUAGAUGCCAUCAUGAAAGGGACUCUGUCCCCAGUGUUAUGGUACCCUGUGUCCAUUAUACUCACCUGUCUAUACUUGUGAUAGUGUAUUGUGUGUUUGCAUAGACAACACUGUAACAAUAAAAGCUGUCCAUUGCCACCUU
This is a messenger RNA of Equus caballus (horse), 18452 nucleotides long. The record is from RefSeq and is a predicted model, not a curated record. NCBI's taxonomy places the organism in Eukaryota, Metazoa, Chordata, Mammalia, Perissodactyla, Equidae.